Capsella rubella is the source of this 571-nucleotide messenger RNA. RefSeq lists its product as uncharacterized. The record is from RefSeq and is a predicted model, not a curated record. The coding region runs from base 148 to 384 and encodes 78 amino acids. The transcript is spliced from 2 exons. Lineage: Eukaryota; Viridiplantae; Streptophyta; Magnoliopsida; Brassicales; Brassicaceae.
UGAGUAGACAAUGGUCUGGGCCUAUGAGGAUGACCCUUUAACGAUCGGCUAGGACUAUAUUAAUACCGAUCUCCCAAGUUCACAUGACUCGGUCCUUUCCAAAGUCUUGUAAGAAAUUAAAUUAAGAGAGAGAUAAGUAAUUAAUUAAUGGCUAAGAUGCCAAGAAGUUCAUCGAAGCUCCUUGCGAUGAUGCUUUUCUCAUUCUUGGCGCUUUUCAUAAUCUCCCAUGCUGAUCAUCAAGUUGUUUUCCCUGAUACGCCGUCUAAUUCGUACGCUCCACCUAUCUACGCUCCUGUUCCUGAUGAAUGUUUCAACCCACCUUAUCAUUGCAGUCCGCCGGGAGAGUCUCUACUUGGUCACAUGAACUAUAAUCAAAAUAAUUGAUUAUGAGGUGAUAUAUGCGUAUCUUCUUCGUAUGUUUUUUCACCAUUUACUGGGAAAUGAAAACUUUAUGAGAUCCGUGGUAUAAUAUGUUGCAGUUUGCAAUGUCACCAUUAUGAUUUGCUCUGUUUAAUGCACCAAAGUUACCAAUCAAAUAAAUAUGUUUAAGAGAAAAUUCACUAGAUUGACA